This is a messenger RNA of Helianthus annuus (common sunflower), 1891 nucleotides long. RefSeq lists its product as uncharacterized. Gene Ontology annotation, cellular component: peroxisome. The record is from RefSeq and is a predicted model, not a curated record. Gene Ontology annotation, biological process: regulation of gene expression. Bases 201 to 1484 code for a protein of 427 amino acids. The transcript is spliced from 2 exons. Gene Ontology annotation, molecular function: RNA nuclease activity. NCBI's taxonomy places the organism in Eukaryota, Viridiplantae, Streptophyta, Magnoliopsida, Asterales, Asteraceae.
UCUGAUGGCAGUAACACGCGUACACAUAAAUCCUACUCUGUCGGUGCAAUACCCAACUUGUAUUCGCCCCAAUUUUCAACUUCAUCAUCAUCAUCGUAGGCGCUACACACCCACCAGCUCACCACCUGGAAUUUUCCCAAUUCUUUCUCUGGAUUAACUUUUACUUCCGUCAGGAAUCUUGAAGCUUUUGUGACCCGCUAAUGGCUAAUGGAAUGACACCGGGACUAAUAUUACCUUCGGGAUCAAUGGAACAACAACCUUCUAUGUUGAUGAAAAACACCAAGUCACCUCAAGAAAGUCAUAACACGUCAGACGGUCCGAUCGCUAUACUUUGGGACAUGGAGAACUGUCCUGUUCCCAACGACGUUCGUCCAGAAGACGUCGCUGGUAAUGUCAGAAUGGCGUUACGGGUACACCCUGUGAUCAAUGGAGUGGUGAACAUGUUCUCCGCGUAUGGAGAUUUUAACGGCUUUCCUAGGCGUUUAAGAGAAGGCUGUCAAAGGACAGGUGUCAGGCUCAUAGAUGUACCGAACGGAAGAAAAGAUGCCGCUGAUAAAGCGAUAUUAGUCGAUAUGUUCCUCUUUGCUCUUGAUAACCCUCCACCGUCUUCCAUUAUGUUGAUUUCGGGUGACGUUGACUUUUCUCCAGCGCUUCAUGUGCUUGGUCAACGCGGGUACACCGUGAUUCUCGUGGUUCCAUCUGGGGUCGGUGUUUCAUCUGCUUUGAGUAAUGCCGGUAGUUACGUAUGGGACUGGUCGACCGUUGUUCGUGGAGAAGGGUUUGUGCCACCAUCGCGGUCUCAUGUUAAUGAAAACUUCGAUGCUAAAAACGAAGAAGAAGCAAUUGUGUAUAGAGGGAUCUCAAUGACAUCUCAGUCAUCGUCGGAAAACGAUUCAACGUGGGUUCAGCCUGGAGAUUUGACCGGUCUAAAGGGUCAACUAGUGAAGCUUCUAGAAACUUCCGGCGGGCGUUUACAAAUCGCGCGUCUUCCUUCCGAAUACCAAAAAAGCUUCGGGAGACCCCUUUGUGUUUCCGAGUAUGGCGCUACAAAGCUCGUAAAUCUUUUGAAAAAAUUUAGUGACGUGAUCUCCGUCGAAGGGCAAGCGCAAAAGAAAUUUGUAUUACUCAAGAAAUGCUCAACGGAUGUUAAUCAUGCCGUAAUUAAGCAUGAUCGGAAAGGAAAAGGCGCACGUGAAGUAUCGUCGGAUGAAUUCUCCGAAGACGAAAAAGUAGUUCUUGAAGAACAGAACGAAACGUUUAACCAGUUCAGGUAUGAAUUGCAAGAAAUACUAGUGAGUUAUUCUUGUAGAAUCCUUUUGAGUUGUUUCGAGGAGAUUUAUCAGCAACGAUAUAAACAGCCGCUUGAUUGUAAGAAAUUCGGUGUGAACAAUCUUGAGGAGCUGAUUGAAAAGAUGAAUGAAGUUGUAGCGUUGCAUGAGGAACCAGUGACCAAAAAGAAGUUCCUGGUGGCUGCUGGUUUGUAAGGUUCGAUGGACCGCAUUACGAACUCACGUGUUUGGGCUUGAAUUGGUUAUUGGUUUGAUGAACAAAGGCUGCAUGGUUUGUUUUAAUGUACCUUGUGGUCAUUGGAAUCAAAGCAAUGGCUUUGUAGGCCGAAACAGCAGCGAUGCGUCAUGUAAAAUGUUUCUGCUCCCACAUGAUCUUUUAGUUAAUGUGGUUGUGUAUCUUUUUAACACUUCAUUGCAUUGUCGAACGCAAAAAAAAAAAAAAAAAAAAAAAAAAGGCUACUUGUUUCUUUUCGGUCGAUAACGAGGGCCCUGAUGUGCGGUUUCCCUUGUAUAAAGAACGGUUGUAAUUAUCGCAUCACGGGUGACCUUGGACAUUAAUUAUAUUGCUAAUGAUUGCUCUCUUAAGUUGCUGCUUUUGAGCC